This is a messenger RNA of Rotaria sordida, 768 nucleotides long. The record is from the annotation of a GenBank genome assembly. NCBI's taxonomy places the organism in Eukaryota, Metazoa, Rotifera, Eurotatoria, Philodinida, Philodinidae.
AUGCCGAGUCAAGAACAUAUUAAUUUUAUAAAUAAAUUAAAUGAUGCUAAAAUUCCACGACAAAGUCAAUUAAUUGCUAAUCGUUUAUUUAUGAAAAAUUUUCCUCGUGAAACAACUAGUGCUGAAAUUGAAAAUUAUUUUCAAUCAUUUGGUGCUGUACAUGAUGUGAAAAUAAUUGCUAAAGAAAAUACACAUUUUGCAUUCAUUUCAUUUGUUAAUGAAAAUACUGCUUUAGAUGUACUACGUCAACAUGCUAUUGUACCACUAACAUUUAAUAAUCAUCCGAUUGUUUUAGCACCUGCUUAUAAAAAAAAUACUGUUCUAUCAGUAACAAGUCCUACAUCCCAUUAUUCAACGAAUGGUUCGACAGUAACACCACCAUCAACACCAUCACGAACAACAGUAAAUGGAAUAUCUCAAUCACAACAACUAUCAACACCAUAUCGACAACAGCUAUUAUCAACUCCACAUACUGUUUAUCCACCAAUAUUUUUUCCUGUACAAACAAAUAUGCCAUUUGUUCCCAUGGCUGGUACUUAUAUGAUACCUCAAGGUCCAACACCUCCGCAUCAUCCGCAAUUACCACCAUCUUUCUAUCCAACAUUUUAUACUCAAACACCUACUCAUCAACCAAAUGGACAUAUAAUUAAUGGACAUGCUUAUGUUCCACAACCUCCGUAUAUGUAUUCGAUGGGACCACCACCAAUUCCAGCACAGUAUCAACCAACGACAACAUUCAAUGAUGUAUCCAUGACAAGCGAAUAUUGA